AUGGGGCCAGCCUGGAGAGUGCUGCUCCUGGGUCUUCUCUCACCCCUGAGCCAUGGGGUCUCCUGGGCAGCAGAUAAUGGCUUUAUGGUGAUUGCUGGGCCUUUACAGAGCAAUGCAAUGGGUCCUCCUAAUGAGGUGAGGCCAGAGGACAUGUCUGGGUGUCAUGAGGAGGCUCUACGUGACAUGGAAAACCUGAUACCGGUUCUACAGAAGUAUGGGGUCACCCACUACAAGGUACAACUAGACUGGACCUCUCUGUCCCUUAUGGACUGGGAUGAGAGACAAGUGUUCUGCUAUAGGACCCUUCUCCAGAUCUUGGCCACAGCCAACAUUAAGUCCAUCCUGGUCCUAGAAGGAAGAGGCCUCCAGGAACUUUCUACAAUCAGGACCAGGACUGGAGAGGACCCAGCUGACUCCUUUGUGGAAUACGCUGACUUUGCCUUCCGUUCAUUUGGAGACCUGGUCCAUACCUGGAUUUCCUUCAGCGUUCAUACAGAUGGUGGGACAGAUCCACAGUCCCUGCAGGCUCUGCUAGAUGUGCAUGAGAAGGUCUAUGCUUUAUACCACGAGACAUACUCUACAGGAGGUGGGAAGAUAUCUAUGGCCCUGGAGCCGGCCCUCUUGGAAACCUGUUUAUUACUACGAGGACGUUUCCUGGAAGCGGUAGAUUUCCUGGCACUGAACAUGGACUACAACUGCCAGAAUGCCCAGCAGCCGCAGAUGUGGAGGACACGUCAGGUAGAUGGUGUAGACGUAGUGGCCACAGCUGAGAGCCUGGAGAAGAAUCUGGAGACCCUGAUAUUCAGCCUCUCACUGACUGACUGCAACGUGCUCUCCGAGGACAGGAGACACCUGCUGGCGGGUAACCUAACUGCAGGGUUUGCCGCCACGUUUGCCGCAUUCUCCGGAUAUGACCUCAGCUAUUUCUUACCGGCAUCUCCUGGAGGAAGAGGAAGCUCAGAGAGACCACUGGCAUCAUCCUCUCGCACUGCCUACACCACAGUUUGGGAAAGAUUUGCCGGUCAGACCCCAGCAGAGAGAGAUUCCGUCUUACAGGACUUAUUCCCCAAUGGCUUCCUGUGGGGCUCAUCCUCUGCAGCUUUCAGAGUAGAAGGAGGCUGGGCUGAGGGGGGAAAAGGAGAAUCUAUAUGGGACAUAUAUGGACAGCGAGGACACAGUGAUAACAACGCAACAGCAAACGUGGCCUGUGACAGCUACCACAAGACGGACUAUGACGUGUAUCUCCUGAAGGCUUCGCAGUCCAAUAUCUAUCACUUCUCCAUCUCCUGGUCCAGGAUAUUCCCGACAGGGCAGAAGUCCACAAUCAGCUCGGCCGGUGUGAGAUACUACAACACCCUAAUUAACAGACUGCUGGAAGAAAAUAUUACACCAAUGGUGACUUUGUACCACUGGGACUUACCUCAAGCCUUGCAGGAGAUCGGGGGUUGGCAGAACGAGAGCAUCACGGACGCAUUUGCCGAAUAUGCGGACUUCUGCUUUAGCAAGUUUGGAGAUCGGGUGAAACAUUGGAUAACGUUCCAUGAGCCCUGGGUCGUUAGCUAUGCCGGUUACGGCACCGGGGAACAUGCACCUGGGAUUAAAGAUCCAGGAGAUGCCUCAUUCAAGGUGUCUCACAACAUAGUAAAAGCACAUGCUAAGGCCUGGCAUGUGUACCAUGACCAGCACCGACCACUACAGCGAGGUCAGCUGGGAAUCUCCCUGAAUUCCGACUGGGCAGAGCCAAAGACCCCGACUAAUCCAGAGGAUGUGAGUGCGGCAGAGAGGUACUUGCACUUCAUGCUGGGCUGGUUUGCCCAUCCCAUUCUGGUCAGUGGGGACUACCCUGAGGUCCUUAAGGCACAAGUGCAGCAGAAACAUGAGCAGUGUCCCAGUACCGUGGCUCAGCUGCCCACAUUCACAGAGGCAGAGAAGUCCUAUAUCCGGGGCACAGCUGACUUCCUGGGCAUCUCCCACUAUACGUCCCGGCUGGUCAAUGCCUCUCUCAGCGACAGCUGUGCAGCUGAGUAUAAUGACAUCGGAGGGUUUUCCCCACACGUGGACCCUUCGUGGCCUCUCACCUCCUCUCCAUGGAUCUCUGUGGUCCCAUGGGGUCUCAGGAGGCUUCUGAACUUCAUAAAGGAGGAGUACGUGAAAGAGAAUGUUCCAAUAUACAUAACAGGCAAUGGGAUGGCAACACCCUACACCGGAGAGGUGUUCAAUGACACAGCGCGUGUGAAGUAUCUGACUGCCUACAUCAACGAGGCCCUGAAAGCUGUUAGGAGUGACAAUGUAUCUGUAAGCUCAUAUAUAGUCCGGUCCCUUCUGGACGGCUAUGAGGGACCUGACGGAUAUAGCCAGAGAUUCGGUUUACAUUACGUAAACUUUGAAGAUGCGAACAGACCAAGGACUCCAAAAAAAUCAGCCUAUUUGUUUUCCAGCAUUGUGGAAAAUAAUGGUUUCCCAAGGACCUCAUGGACCAGGACAGCUACAAAUGCAAGAAGGUCACAUUCAAAGAAGUUACCAACUCUGCCGGCGUCUGAUGUCCCCUCAAAGGCCAAAGUAAUAUGGGAAAGGUUUUCUGGGCAAACAUACUUUGAAAGAGACAUGUACCAUUAUUCCACAGUCUCAGAUGUUUUCCAAUGGGGGGUCUCCACCUCUGCUUAUCAGGUUGAAGGGGGAUGGAACAUAGAUGGAAGAGGGCCUAGUAUUUGGGACACAUUUUCACAUGUCCCAGGAAAUAUCUAUGAAAAUCACAAUGGGGACAUAGCUUGUGAUAGUUAUCACCAACUGGAUGCUGACCUGUACAUGCUGAGAGGCCUAGGAGUUAACAGCUACCGAUUCUCCAUCUCGUGGUCUAGAAUCUUCCCAACCGGACAAGGUGCAGUCAAUGAUAAGGGUGUUGAGUAUUAUAAUAGACUUAUUGAUGGCCUACUGGCAAACAACAUCUCUCCAAUGGUCACCCUUUACCACUUUGAUCUUCCCCAAGCUCUGCAAGACUUGGGUGGUUGGGAAAAGGAAGUAGUACUUGAUGCAUUCCAUAACUAUGCAGACUUUUGUUUUAAAACAUUUGGAGAUAGGGUCAAGUUUUGGAUGACAUUUCACCAACCCCAUACUAUUGUAACUGCUAGUUAUGGGAUUGGUCGGUAUCCGCCUGGAGUGAAGGAUGACCCGGGUUCAGCUCCGUACAGAGUUGCUCACAAUCUUCUGAAAGUCCAUGCCAGGGUCUAUCAUACAUAUGAUGAGACUUACCGAGGAAGCCAGGGAGGUGUAAUCUCUGUUAGCCUAAACACAAACUGGGUGGAGCCCAAAGACCCCACGGAACCCAGAGACAUAGAAGCUGCGGACCGAUACUUGCAGUUUACACUGGGGUGGUUUGCACACCCGAUUUUCAAAAAUGGGGACUAUCCAGAGGCCAUGAAAUGGCAGGUGGCCAAUAAAAGUGAGCUUCAGGGUCUCAAGUCUUCCAGGCUUCCAGCAUUUACAGAUGAAGAAAAGGCCUACAUCCAGGGAACAGCUGAUGUCUUCUCAAUCAACAUUUACACCACAAAAAUAGUUCAGCACAAACCUAUGAGGCUAAGUCCUCCAUCAUUCGAAGCCGAUAUUGAUAUUGCAGAAGAGUUUCAUGGAGACUGGCCACAAACAGCAGCCGAAAGCCAAAGGGCAGUAUCUUGGGGGCUCAGGAGGCUGCUUAACUGGGUGAAAGAAGAAUAUGGACAUGUUGAAGUCUACAUCACUGAGAAUGGAGUUCCAAUGGGCCCUAACACUGAUUUUGAUGACACCGCCCGAGUAUUCUAUCACAAGACGUAUAUUGAUGAAGCCUUGAAAGCUUACAGUCUAGACGGGGUAAAUCUAAGAGGAUACAACGUCUGGGCCCUCAUGGACACAUUUGAAUGGGACCAAGGUCACCGAUUCAGGUUUGGGCUGCACCAUGUGGAUUUCAAUGAUCCUAACCGUCCUAGGACUGCGAAGCGGACAGCUAUCUAUUACGCGGAAGUUAUACGCAACAAUGGGAUCACGCUACAGGAGGAAGAGGAGUUUCUAUACGGUGAAUUCCCGGAUGACUUUGUAUGGAGCGUGUCCUCAUCUGCGUAUCAGAUUGAGGGCGCUUGGAGGGCAGACGGGAAAGGACUCAGCAUCUGGGAUCAGUUCACACAUACACCAUCCAAAAUCAAUGAUGACAGCAAUGGAGAUGUGGCAUGUAACAGCUACUACCGGUUUGAGGAAGAUAUAGAGAUCAUCAAGAGUCUCAAGGUUUCAAGCUACCGGUUCUCCAUCUCUUGGUCUCGUGUUCUCCCAGAUGGGACACGAAACUACGUGAAUGAACCCGGCCUCAAUUACUACAUCCGUCUGAUUGAUGGUCUGCUGGCUGCUGGUAUUACACCACAGGUGACUCUUUACCACUGGGAUCUACCACAAGCUCUGCAGGAACUCGGUGGAUGGGAGAAUGAGAGCAUUGUGGAAUGGUUUAAGGACUACGCUGAUGUUCUCUUCCAGAGAUUGGGAGACAAAGUGAAGUUCUGGAUCACGCUCAAUGAGUCCUACCUCGUUGCCUAUCUUGGGUAUGGAAUAGGCGUCUUUGCACCAGGACUAUAUUCACCAGGCGUAGGUGUUUAUGUGGCUGCACAUAAUCUGAUCAAGGCUCAUGCUGAAGUAUGGCAUCUGUACAAUGAUAAAUAUCGAGCGACACAGGGAGGACUUGUCUCCAUCACAAUAAACUCUGAUUGGGGUGAACCCAUCAAUCCAUACAAACAAGAGGAUGUAGAUGCAACAUGGACAUAUACAAUGUUUUUCACCGGCUGGUUUACACACCCUAUAUUCAAAACCGGGGACUACCCUGAGAUCAUGAAGAGCAGAGUGCGCGAGAGGAGCCUGGCGGCGGGGCUGCCCGAAAGCCGACUCCCAGAGUUCACGGAAAGUGAGAAGCUGAGGAUUAAAGGGACAUAUGACUUCUUUGGCCUCAAUCACUAUACCUCUGUAUUAGUUGGAUACGCCGACUACUCAUUAGAUUACCAAGCAUAUGAAGGAGACAGGGGGGUCUAUACACUCAAUGACCGAUCCUGGCUCGGAUCUGGCAGCUCCUGGCUAAAAGUUACCCCGUUUGCCUUGCGCAGAUUAUUAAACUGGAUAAAGGAUGAAUUUAACAACCCCCCUAUUUACAUAACGGAGAACGGUAUAUCCGAACGUGGCACAAACCUGAAGGACAUAUGGAGAGAACAUUACUACAAACAUUAUAUCAACGAGGCCCUAAAAGCUAUAAUUUAUGAUGGUGUGGACCUCCGGGGGUAUACCGCAUGGUCUCUGAUGGAUAACUUUGAGUGGGCAGAAGGAUACAAGGAAAGGUUCGGAUUUUACUAUGUGAAUUACUCUGACUCAGCUCUGCCUCGUACCCCUAAAGAUUCCGCCAAGUACUACAGGACUGUUGUCCAAUGCAAUGGAUUCCCAAACCCGCAUAAUGUGUCUCACCCCUGCCUGGAUCUGGAGCCGGAAGGUGAUACUCAUCCAUACCCCACUCUGCUCUACUCCCAGCCUACUCCCAGUCAUCCAUACCCCACUCUGCUCUACUCCCAGCCAUCCAUACUCCACUCUACCAGCAGCGGCCACACGGGACCCUCAGAGGAUCUGAGAUCUGACACCGUUCUCUUCCUGGGACUGAACGUCUCUACAUCCGACGCAGCCAUCGCGCUAUAUGUGGAAUUUGCGCUCUUACUUGCGGCUGUUUUGGGCAUCAUCUUUUUUUCCGUUAUGUACAGUAAAUUGCGCAAGAAAUAG
Messenger RNA from Pseudophryne corroboree (corroboree frog), 5769 nucleotides. RefSeq names its product lactase/phlorizin hydrolase-like. Gene Ontology annotation, molecular function: lactase activity. The record is from RefSeq and is a predicted model, not a curated record. The transcript has 20 exons. Lineage: Eukaryota; Metazoa; Chordata; Amphibia; Anura; Myobatrachidae. Bases 1 to 5769 code for a protein of 1922 amino acids. Gene Ontology annotation, biological process: carbohydrate metabolic process.